AUGGAGAAUAUAAAGAUGGGGAAAAAACAGUCCCUGCCCUCAAGAAGCCCACAAUCUAAUAGGGCAGACAACAUGGAAGCAAGCAUGUACCAAGAAAUAACUGAAAGGUCUACGCAGCUAGAUCCUCACAAGUUCACCAUGAUCAACAGGUGCAUCUUAUACCUUGCCCUUCUCCUGCUCUUCUCUGCCAAUAUCUCUUCUAAAGCCUACGACUCACUUCGCUUCCAUCAAAGAAGAACCAAUCACAGGAGUUUGAUGCUCUUGGAUAAAAUGAUUGGAAAACUUCAUUCAGAAUGUCUACAGGAGAGAAUGGACUUCCAGAUCCCUCAGGAGAUUGUGAAGCCUCAGCAGUACCAAAGGGAGAAUGUCACUAUGGUAAUCCUUGAGAUGCUUCAGCAAACCUUCCUCCUAUUCAGCAGCAAAAAUGCCAGCCCUGAUGUGAAUAAGACAAUCAUUGAGACAUUCCUCAGUGGAAUCUAUCAACAAAUGGUGCAUCUGGAAAUGGCUUUGGAAGAAGAGAUGGACCAGGCCGAUAGCUUCUGGGAGAGUAACGAGAGCAUCUUGCAUCUAAAGAAUUAUUAUCAAAGGAUUACAAACUUUUUGAAAAACAAAAAGUACAGCAGCUGUGCCUGGAAGGUAGUCCAGGUGGAAAUCAAAAGGAACUUUCUCUUCCUUUACAAAUUAACAGAAUAUCUUAAAAACUGA
Messenger RNA from Gracilinanus agilis (Agile Gracile Mouse Opossum), 705 nucleotides. RefSeq names its product interferon beta-like. The coding region runs from base 1 to 705 and encodes 234 amino acids. Gene Ontology annotation, cellular component: extracellular region. NCBI's taxonomy places the organism in Eukaryota, Metazoa, Chordata, Mammalia, Didelphimorphia, Didelphidae. The transcript has 2 exons. Gene Ontology annotation, molecular function: cytokine activity; type I interferon receptor binding. The record is from RefSeq and is a predicted model, not a curated record. Gene Ontology annotation, biological process: B cell proliferation; B cell differentiation; positive regulation of peptidyl-serine phosphorylation of STAT protein.